This is a messenger RNA of Ochotona curzoniae (black-lipped pika), 6378 nucleotides long. It is a transcript of the gene JADE2, whose product is annotated as jade family PHD finger 2. The transcript is spliced from 11 exons. Bases 245 to 2761 code for a protein of 838 amino acids. Gene Ontology annotation, cellular component: histone acetyltransferase complex. The record is from RefSeq and is a predicted model, not a curated record. Gene Ontology annotation, biological process: regulation of transcription by RNA polymerase II. Lineage: Eukaryota; Metazoa; Chordata; Mammalia; Lagomorpha; Ochotonidae.
CUAAAGAGAUCACAAGGAAGUCUUGGUUUAAAAAGAAACAGAAACACACAGGGGGGUUGGUGAAUGGUGCCGACCGCGGCCAUCGCAGUUGGAGCCUAUUUUUUUUAAGAGGUAGGGUGAGUAGCGUCCAUGGAGUUACUUUGUGCCCAUUCCUAGGGGCACCGGCGGGCUACUGGUCCCGGCAGGGGCAACAGGGCCGGGAUACCGCGGGCCCGGCCGCCUCCUUCGCCACGACUGACCCCGGAUGGAUGCGCGCCCCCCGCCCUCCCGCGCUGGCCCCAGGAGCUCCUGGUUUGGGGAGCAUCCUUCCCGCACCAGUUCCCCCGCUGCGGCGCGUAGCCGGGGGCAGCACCCCUCGGGUGGCCACCGCGGAGCAAGAUGGAAGAGAAGAGGCGAAAAUACUCCAUCAGCAGCGACAACUCCGACACUACUGACAGUUUUCCGAACAGACUUGAUCACGGCCAUGAAGGUUCCAGAUUCCUAUCAGCUCAACCCGGAUGAUUACUACAUCCUGGCAGACCCAUGGCGGCAAGAAUGGGAGAAAGGUGUACAAGUGCCCGCCGGAGCGGAGGCUAUUCCCGAGCCUGUGGUGAGGCUUCUGCCACCGCUGGAAGGCCCUAAACCACAGGCGUUCCGGAGCAGUUCUACACCAGAGUGGCCAGAAGGCAGCCGCUAUGACCUGGACGAGAUUGACGCCUACUGGCUGGAGCUCAUCAACUGUGAACUCAGGGAGAUGGAGCGCCCAGAACUGGACGAACUAACAUUGGAACGUGUGCUGGAAGAGCUGGAAACCCUGUGCCACCAGAACAUGACCCGGGCCAUCGAGACGCAGGAGGGGUUAGGCAUUGAGUAUGAUGAAGACGUCGUGUGUGACGUGUGCCGUUCCCCUGAGGGCGAGGAUGGCAACGAGAUGGUCUUCUGUGACAAGUGCAACGUCUGUGUGCACCAGGCAUGCUAUGGGAUCCUCAAAGUACCCAUGGGCAGCUGGCUGUGCCGGACCUGCGCCCUGGGGGUCCAGCCCAAGUGCCUGCUCUGCCCCAAGCGAGGAGGAGCCUUGAAGCCCACCAGGAGCGGGACGAAGUGGGUGCACGUCAGCUGCGCCCUGUGGAUUCCCGAGGUCAGCAUCGGCUGUCCAGAGAAGAUGGAGCCCAUCACCAAGAUCUCCCAUAUUCCAGCCAGCCGCUGGGCUCUGUCCUGCAGCCUCUGCAAGGAGUGCACAGGCACCUGUAUCCAGUGCUCCAUGCCUUCCUGUGUCACAGCGUUCCAUGUCACAUGCGCCUUUGAUCAUGGCCUGGAAAUGCGGACUAUAUUAGCAGACAAUGACGAGGUCAAGUUCAAGUCGUUCUGCCAGGAGCACAGUGAUGGUGGCUCACGGGGUGAGCCCCCAACUGAGCCUGCGGAGAUCAGCCAGUCUGGCGAGGACCUGGAGAAGGUGACACUGCGUAAGCAACGGCUACAGCAGUUAGAGGAGGACUUCUAUGAGCUGGUGGACCCAGCUGAGGUGGCCGAGCGACUGGACCUACCAGAGGCGCUGGUGGACUUUAUCUACCAGUACUGGAAGCUCAAGAGGAAAGCCAAUGGCAACCAGCCCUUGCUGACCCCCAAGACCGAUGAAGUGGAUAACCUGGCCCAGCAGGAGCAGGACGUCCUGUACCGCCGCCUGAAACUCUUCAUGCACCUGCGGCAGGACCUGGAGAGGGUCAGAAACCUGUGCUACAUGGUGACACGGCGCGAGAGGACGAAGCAUGCCCUCUGCAAGCUUCAGGAGCAGAUAUUCCACCUGCAGAUGAGGCUUGUUGAACAAGAUCUGUGUCAAGAACGGUCUGGGAAGAGAGCUAAGGGCAAGAAGAGUGAGUGCAAGAGGAACAGUCGUGAGGCUCCCAAAAGCAGCCCCGAGAAGAAGGAGAAAGUGAAGGCGGGGCCUGACUCCGUCCUAGGGCAGCUGGGCCUGUCCACUUCAUUCCCCAUCGACGGCACCUUCUUCAACAGCUGGCUGGCACAGUCAGUGCAGAUCACAGCUGAAAACAUGGCUAUGAGCGAGUGGUCACUCAACAAUGGGCAUCACGAAGACCCUGCCCCGGGGCUGCUGUCGGAAGAGCUGCUGCAAGACGAAGAGACCCUGCUGAGCUUCAUGCGUGACCCCUCACUGCGGCCUGGUGACCCCGCCAGAAAGGCCCGUGGCCGCACCCGCCUGCCUGCUAAGAAGAAACCCCCACCACCCCAGGACACGCCCGGCUCACGGACGGCCCCAGACAGGCCCCCUAAGAAGCCCUGGGCCCAGGAUGUGGGCAGCAUCAAGGGUGGGCAGGAGCCACCUGCCCGGAAGCCACCGCGGCGGACGUCUUCCCACCUGCCAUCCAGCCCUGCCACCAGGGACUGUCCCCUCCCAAAAGUCCCUGAAAACCCCCCACUGCUGGACCCCGAGACCCCAGACGAGGCAGCCCCAACAGCUGCUGACUUGAAUGUCCAAGUGCCUGGCCCUGUGGCGAAUCCUAAGCCCCCAGGACGGCUGAGGCCGUCCCGUGAGAGCAAGGGAACCCGACGGUCCUCAGGCACCAGGCCUGACACUGGGACAGGACCGCCCUCCACCUUGGCCGAACGGCCCAAGGUCAGCCUACACUUUGACACCGAGACUGAUGGCUACUUCUCAGAUGGGGAGCUGAGUGACUCGGAUGUCGAAGCUGAUGACGCUGGGGUGCAGCAGGGUCCCCGGGAGGCAGGGGCCGAGGAGGUGGUCCGCAUGGGAGUCCUGGCCUCCUAAAACUCACCCCUGGCCAUGCCCUGGCCCGUCCCUUCCCCACCCCAUGGCCUCAGCCCAGUUACAACUGCCAUUUCUGAUCUCUGCUGAGGGCCCCCAUCCUGAGCCUCGAGCUACCAGUCCUCUGUGGGUUCCUUCUGGAUGUUGGGCACAUUUUGGAUUCCACACUGUCGUUUUUCCUCCACACUGGCCUAGGACGUCAGGAGUCCUUCCUGCAUUCCAGCCACCUGCACUGGGCCAGGACUUGUGCACCACCCUUGCCUGGCCCUCGCUGCAUUGCUGGGCCUUGGCUUAACCAGAGGUGGUAAAAAGUGGCACUCAGGCCCCUGGCCCGAGGCCGCUGGGUAACUCGCACUGUCGUUUGGGCAUUAUUUCACAGAAGACAGGCCAGCCCAGGGCCUACCCACCUUGUCCCGGGGUCUCACUGGGGCUCAUUUCUUUUUUUCUGUUUGUUUUUUUUGGGGGGAGUUGUUUUUUUCUUUGGAGGGGGCGGGGGUCCUGCUGCACUCCACUGAUCCCCAAGACAGUUCACUAGGUGACCCCCAGCCAGAGACUGCUCACUGUCACAAGCACAACGAGUCUAUCUGAGAAAGCACUGAUGGGUUGCUGGGGCCUGCUGGCUCCUGGGCACCCAGCAGCUGCUCCUGACCAGCCCACAGCAUCGGAGGCCUACUCCCCAACCCUGUAACCCCUCCUCACCGCCCUGCCCCUGCCAGCGCCGGGCCCAGCAGCUCUGGGGAGGUGGGGCUCCUCCAGUCCUGGAGCUGUGCUGUUUACUCAGGGGACUCCCAUGCAGCAGCCAGUUGUGCAGGUGGCUGCUGGGAAGGGCCAGUGCCCAGCCAGGGUGGGGGACUCAGACCAGCCCCUUGCAGAGAACCACUCGGGGGGGACUCCCGCUUCCUUCCUUUCCUUUGGGGCCAGUCCUGGCCAAAGUCUGGUCACUCCCAGACAGAGUUGACCAGACCAGACCAUUUGCCUUUUCGAGUUUCCUAGUCCUGCUAAGAGAUGAGCUUCUUCCUUGGUUUCCUCUAGGAAACCCCUGCUUCCAACAAGCAGUGGGAUCCCGGGGCCCAGGGCAGGCCGCUGCCAGCCUUCCUUGGUGCUGGCUGAAGUCUGGGGACAUCCCCCUGUUCCUCCAUUCUCCUGAGCCUUAAUCCCGUCUCUUACCUGUGCCCUGUUCCCCACCACUACUGCCCUACCUCCUCCUCCCCUCACCCCUGUAGGUCCCAGGUAAUGGCUGUGGAAAGUUUUAGUGGAGCGGCCCCAGGGUGAUAGCUCAGGGAACACAACAAAAGGGAUUCCUCGAAAACGUUGUAUGUUUUUUUUUUCUUUUAUGAAUUACUCCGGGGUUACUUCUGCCACUGGUGAAGCCAGAAAAUCUCCAACAAGAACUUUGCAAAAGUCCAGUGAAUCAGUCGAAUCAUUCUAUGGAUGCCAAAGAAUAUUUUGACCAUAACACAGCACAGCCGGGACCUGACAACUUGUCACUUGGACUUUUUGCCAAUCAAGUUCUUGAGCAACAAAGGACGGAGAUGGGCUCGUCGUGUACCUCCACAGGGAUGGGCCCAGCCCUGGCAAGAGAAGGCUUCACUGCCGCUCCCUUGCACCUGGGUAUGGGGGUUCAGGUCCUGGGAUGGGCCCCCCUCUCCCUCCCCAGGAGCUGGCCUGGACUCAAACUCACAGUGGGGGUACAAUCCCGCCAGUACAACCAGCAUGGAAAAGUCUCAACCCUGUGGUUCCCACCCAUCCACCCAAGUCUACAGAGCAAAUAAUGUCCAGGGGCAAGCCUGGCCAUCGCCUGAUCCCUGACUCAAGGUACGACAGUGGCAUCAGCAUUGACACUCAGUUCCAUGUGGAUUUUCGCAAAAUAGGCAACUAAAGACAACUUUGGUUCAGACGCCGCACCCUGCGCGUGCAGUCCAAGGUGGACACCAAGGGCAUGGGUGGGCGUCGGGAGGGCAUGAGCUACCACGUAGUUAGUCUGCCUGCCUGCCUUGGUAGUAGUGACCAGUGCAGUGUCAGCAUCAGCGUCCCAACCCCAGUCUCUGUUUACUGCCUUUGAAUGGCCCUCCUCCCCACCCCAGGGCUUUGGUCCCUGCUGGCUGGCAAACUUCCUGUGGCGUUGUGGGAGGAAAGGCCUAAAGAACAACCAAACCCUGCUAGGGAUUGUUCCAGUGGAGUAUUUUGGAGAGAGGCUGGUUCUGGGACCCUCAGCACCCAAGUGUAUGGGAGGCAAGCUGGUUGCUGGGCUGCUUCACUACCACACCAGCCCUCACACCAACUUCACGAGGCAGCCCUCCACUUCGAGGGAGGCCACAGGCUUCAAACAGGCUGGGAUGCCAGUCCGCUGGCCCUGACCCCUUUGCCUGUCUCCUGUUAGUCAUGGCUCCUUCACUCCUUUCCUGACCUCCUGUCUACACAGUAGAGGGGGCCUUGCCCGACUCCAAUACCAUGGCAGAGCUUUCUCCCAACCGCAUCUGCCCACACAUCGGCUGCCUCCUGUCCGGGAGGCAGCAGCUGCUCCGUAACUCAUUCUGGCUGUUGUCCCACAUUCUCACCAGUCCUGGUCACCCUACCUGACCUCCAACUCCCUCAUCACAUGACAAAGGAUAAUGUGCAAGGAAAAGUAUUUUUCUGCAUCAUAAGUAUAUUUUGAAAGACAAAAGAAGAACACUCCUCUCAUAGGAAUGCUGCCCUGGGGCAGAGCCUGAGCAUUUGUGUAGGAAGAGCCUCUUUCCUUGGGGAAGCUGCCUGGGUUUCCAGAUGUGGCACUGGGGUGUGGGGUGCAUGUGUCCUUGUUCAUGCAUGGCUGCAGGUGCAUCCCACAGGACAUGGCAUUGUCCUAGCGACUCCACUGUCCAGUUCUAACAAAUCAGCAGCAACAGUACUUGGCACUGCCUUGCUCUGUGCCAGGUGUGGUCAACCUCUACCUGUUCCUGACGCCCUGCAGAAUGAUCUGGAACCCUAUAGCCUGGCCCUCAGGGAGGCCACUUCCCCCAUGUCCCUGGCCCAUCUGGCCACAUUGGCCAAAGAGCCAGGGCUGGAGUCUGGGAACCUUGGUUGUUCUUUAAGGCGCUUCCUGCCACCUUCUCCCUCAGUCGCAUGCCUUGUGCUGCAAUGGUCUUGAAGGGUGGUGGGGGGGUGAUAUGAAUGUCACAGGAGGAGACACCUUCUGUCUGUUUCAAAGAAAGUGAUGUGCCAUUUGUUAAUAUACAAGAGAAAUAUUGAAAAUAUAUUGAAAAGAGCAAUUUUAAAUUAUUUUUGGCUUAUGUUGCAAUAUUUAUUUUCUUGUAUUAGAGAAGAUUCCUUUGUAGAGAAAAAAAUGUAUUUUUCAUUACCGCAAAGACCUAUUUCUCCUUUUUGUACAUUGUCCAUGUUUGCAACCCUUAACGAGCAAUAGAAUGUCUGGCAGCCUGUGUGUGGCUGCCGCCUGCUGUGCCCUGCAUGAUUCUGUGUUGCCGCUGCUGCCUCGCCCCCAGCCCCAUCCUGUCCUGUUCACUGACCGGGCUGUCCGGAUCCCGGCCCCUCUCACCUCCACCCCAUCAGGGCCUGUGUCUCCUGGAGCCCUUUGCACUCCUCAUGUGUUGGCAAACGCAAUCAAUAAAGCAAUGUUUUCUGUG